Messenger RNA from Emiliania huxleyi CCMP1516, 1016 nucleotides. RefSeq lists its product as hypothetical. The record is from RefSeq and is a predicted model, not a curated record. Gene Ontology annotation, molecular function: oxidoreductase activity; iron ion binding. Lineage: Eukaryota; Haptophyta; Isochrysidales; Noelaerhabdaceae. Gene Ontology annotation, biological process: lipid biosynthetic process. Bases 52 to 858 code for a protein of 268 amino acids. The transcript has a single exon.
CCGGACCGAAGAUCGACCUCCAUCCCGUGCCAACGUGUGCUACGAACACUGAUGGAUUUCCUGUACGCGAGCAACGCCACCAUCGACCGAUACACACGCGCGCAAGCAGAGUGGCCGACCACCCAGGAGCUCCUCUACGAAGGCCUCCUCGUCGCCGGCUCCAUAUUCCUCGCCGCUGCGCUGCUCGAGCUGACGGUCGUCGACACCGUUCGCUCGAUCCUCAAGUCCAAGAACGGCGUGGAGCUGUACGCCAAGGCGUGGCUGUACAACGUCGUCAACCACUGCAUGCUCGCGCCCAUUGUCUACGCGGUCGGCGUGCGGCUCUUCGCCUCGCCCUCGAUCCAGUUCACUCCGGCGGAGCGGGUUCUGCACUAUGCGAGCUGCGUCGCCAUCCACUCGGCAGGGUACUACUGCACGCACCGAGCCAUGCACACCAAGACCCUCUACUGGGCACACAAGUAUCACCACCGCUUCAACGUCCACAUCUGCCCGAUCGCCGCGUCGGCCGUCACGCAAGUCGAGUACAUGUUCGCCUAUCUGAUCCCAUUCAUCAUCGCCGGCGUCCUGAUGCAGCCCGUUCCGAUGGAGACGAUCGCCGUCGCGGGUCUCGCCAUCGGGCACAUCAACAACCUGAUCCACACGCCGUGGCUCGAAUCUCUCUCCCACCGCCUCGUCCCGUGGAUCGGCGUCUCUACCGCCGAUCACUUUGACCACCAUCGCAAGCUGACAACCAACUACGCGGCCCCGACGAUCAAUGUCGACAGGCUGCUGAAGCUCGCGCCGCCGCUCGAGCGGGCCGCCUCGCGCCUCUUCGCCGCCUUUGGCAAGCCUGUCGCUUGCAGCAGCAAGGGGGCGUGAGCCGUGCUGCGCUUUGCUCGCGUGACUGUCUAACACCCUCGCCGAACCUUGGUCCCGAUGCGCAAGCUGCCGCCGUGUGUGGAGUCUGGAGAGGUGUACAUGCAGGGCGCUGAGUCCCACGCCUGUGCCUAUGUGUUGAAUACGUCGCGAGAGGCUGG